This is a messenger RNA of Bufo gargarizans (Asiatic toad), 1758 nucleotides long. It is a transcript of the gene CSRNP3, whose product is annotated as cysteine and serine rich nuclear protein 3. The transcript has 4 exons. NCBI's taxonomy places the organism in Eukaryota, Metazoa, Chordata, Amphibia, Anura, Bufonidae. Gene Ontology annotation, cellular component: nucleus. Bases 13 to 1758 code for a protein of 581 amino acids. Gene Ontology annotation, biological process: regulation of transcription by RNA polymerase II. Gene Ontology annotation, molecular function: sequence-specific DNA binding; DNA-binding transcription factor activity, RNA polymerase II-specific. The record is from RefSeq and is a predicted model, not a curated record.
AGUACCGCAGCUAUGAGUGGCAUUUUAAAGAGGAAGUUUGAAGAAGUUGAUGGAUCUUCACCUUGUUCUUCUGUCCAGGAGUCAGAUGAUGACAUCUCCAGUAGUGAGAGCGGAGACAGCAGUGACAGCAUCAACCCAUCUAGUUCCAGUCCCUUUACACCAUCCUCGAUUCUAAAAAGAGAAAAACGACUCAGAGCCAAGAAUGUGCGCUUCAACUGUGUCACGGUGUAUUACUUUACCAGGAGACAAGGGUUUACUAGUGUGCCCAGUCAAGGGGGAAGCACCUUGGGGAUGUCUAGCCGUCACAACAGCAUUCGUCAGUACACUCUGGGAGAGUUUGCUGUAGAGCAGGAUCGACUACAUAAAGAGAUGUUAAGAGACCACCUGAGAGAAGAAAAACUCAACACUCUAAAGCAGAAGAUAACUAAAAAUGGCACAAUCGAGUCUGAGGAAGCCAACAUUCUUACCCUGGAUGAUAUUUCAGAUGAUGACAUUGACUUGGAUAACACAGAAGUAGAUGAGUAUUUCUUUCUGCAACCUCUGCCAACUAAGAAGCGGAGGGCCUUGUUGCGUGCGUCUGGGGUGAAAAAGAUCGAUGUGGAAGAAAAACAUGAGCUGCGAGCCAUCCGUCUGUCCAGAGAAGAUUGUGGCUGUGACUGCAGAAUAUUUUGUGAUCCAGAAACGUGCACAUGCAGCCUUGCGGGCAUAAAAUGUCAGGUGGAUCGUAUGUCAUUUCCUUGUGGAUGCUCCAAAGAAGGAUGCAGCAAUUCAGCUGGACGAAUAGAGUUUAACCCUAUUCGCGUACGGACACAUUUUUUGCACACUAUCAUGAAGCUGGAGUUGGAGAAAAACCGAGAGCAGCAGGUGUCUGCAGCGAAUGGUGGCCAUGUUGACGUUGGCUCAAUAGCCAGUUCUAUGGUCCACACUGGCCACCCUGUAGAAUAUUCAAUCGCCGAGAAUUUUGAAAUUGAAACAAAUUCCCAAUCUACAAUGAUGCACUUUCAGAAUUCGGAGCACCUGGACUGCAGUGGUGAAGAGGAGGAAGACGAUGGGAGUAGUUACUGUAGUGGAGUAACUGACUCCAGCACACAAAGUUUAGCACAGAGUGAGUCAGACGACGACAAUGAAGAUGAUGGUGAUGACGACGAUGAGGAGGAGGAGGAGGAUGACUGUGACAAAUCGGAUGACUUUAAUGAAGUAUCCCAUGAGGACAAUCUGUCUGUACCUUCUGUCCUCUGCUAUUCUGAUGCCAAUUCAAUGCAUGAAAACCAUUUAAAAAAUUCUCAAUAUUACGCCAACACCUCACCAAUGUAUUACCAAAUAGACAACCAUAAUUCCAGUGCCAUGAAUCCAAUGACCGAACCGUACUCGGAACAAGAUUCAGUGAAAAAUGGUACUGCAAAUUUGGUGCCUUACAACAUGAGACCUGAGCAGUUUGACUAUUCAAGGCAAUCUGGUGAAGGCUACACCAAUUCUCAUUACCCUGUAACAAAUCCAUCGGUGAUAGUCUGUUGUGCUACUUCAGAAAAUGACAACAAUGGUCACUGCAAUACUCUGUAUGCAGAACAUCGCUCAAGUCUCCCACCGGUAGGGUUUCGGUCUUAUUUAAAAAAUUCUUCAACUGAUGGAUAUGUAUCAAACUUAAAUGGUGGUGGCCACCAUGUACCUGAACUUCUGAAUGAAAAUACCAUUUCGGAGACCAGCAAACUUCAUGAGGAGUGCAUGAAAGCUCCCAUAGUGGAGACCGUACCAGUUUAA